AUGACUAAUACCUUACUCUCUCCGAAGUCAUCUUUAGGCGCCUGCCGUGGAGGGCUUAUGCCUCCUCUACCAUUGUCGUUCUCGAAUCUGGGUCCUACAUGGCAAGGAGCUAGCUGCGCCUCGAAGGAUAAUUUCGUUACAGACCGGAAAGCACCUGUCGGCUGCUGUCGCGAUACACUUCCUGAUCUUAUGAUUUUUCUCCUACCAACCUGGAUUUCCGACCUCCACAGCAAAAAGACGUUAAUCGAACUGUGCGAAGCGAAUGUCCAUGAUUGGGGAAAGUCUAUGAUCAAGAUCCAAUUGACGCCAGGAUGGGGCUUGCCCUGGCUUGAAGUUGACGUCUAUGAAUUCAAGCCGAGUAAUCCUGAAUUGUUACGGCAAUUCCAACACCUCAAGGAUGCAAAAACGGGCCAAAACAUGCGUGUAGGAAAGGCUUCGCCUCCACUUGGGCUACAGAACAUUGAUUAUAUCGAGGAUGAGACCAAAUAUGACACUCACGUCAAACAGAUCGCUGCUCAUUUCAUGCCCAUCUUUGUCGGACGUUACUAUGCGGGUGAAAAGGAAGAAAUUACUGACGGAAGUUUACUACCUCAUCAUCACCACCUAUAUUGUUGCACACACUUUGACCAUACCUGA
Pseudovirgaria hyperparasitica is the source of this 636-nucleotide messenger RNA. RefSeq lists its product as uncharacterized. Lineage: Eukaryota; Fungi; Ascomycota; Dothideomycetes; Acrospermales; Acrospermaceae. The coding region runs from base 1 to 636 and encodes 211 amino acids. The record is from RefSeq and is a predicted model, not a curated record. The transcript has 4 exons.